UGGGAAGCAGAAGCGCACCGGGGCGGCUUUAUAAACGCGGCGGCACCGUCUUGAACCGACUUCAGCAUCUUUAAUUCCUCCGUUCUCGUCUUCCAAGUCUCCAGAAGCGCUCCGACAUGAACACCCACCGCGUCAACGACAUCGUGGAGGAGUUCCACUCUAACAACGGCUUCAGCGACCUCAUCAUCGACACCAAGAAGUCCACCGUGCACCGCAAGCACGAGACGUCCCGCAAAGAGGACGAGGACCAGUCCCGCUUACCUGCCCUGGAGGCCGCCUACACCAACAUCCUGCUGCACCUCGGCGAGGACACGCACCGCGAGGGGCUACUGCGCACGCCGUUGCGCGCCGCCAAGGCCAUACAGUUCCUCACCAAGGGCUACCAUGAGACCAUCGAUGACAUCCUAAACAACGCCAUAUUUGAUGAGGACCACGAUGAGAUGGUGAUCGUGAAGGACAUAGACAUGUUCUCACUGUGUGAACAUCACUUGGUGCCGUUUUUUGGAAAGGUUCACAUCGGGUAUAUUCCCAAUAAAAAAGUGGUGGGACUGAGCAAGCUGGCAAGGAUUGUGGAGAUCUUCAGUCGGAGGCUUCAAGUUCAAGAACGUCUGACCAAGCAGAUCGCUGUGGGAAUAUAUGAGGCUCUGCAGCCCAAAGGUGUAGCUGUGGUUAUUGAAGCAGCGCACAUGUGCAUGGUGAUGCGUGGCGUCCAGAAGAUGAACAGCCGCACGGUGACCAGCACCAUGCUGGGAGUUUACCUCGAGGACCCCAAAUCCCGGGAGGAGUUCCUGACUCUCUCCCAGCGCACCUAACAGAAGCCAUAGACCACUCACUCCCGAGCUUCUAUAUACAUUAGCACACGACAAGCUCUUAAACAACAGUGGAUCCGCAUCUGACUUUCCUUUACAAAAUAUUCUGACCAACAAAAGAGCAUAUAAAGGUGCAGUCAGAUGUGGGAUCUCCAGCUCUGCAGCUAACCUCGAUACACUGAUGCCUGAGAGAUUUUAGUGCUGCUGCUGAAAUCCAUUAGUUCAGCUCAAUGUGAACACGACAGACUCACUUCCAUAGUGCCUUUGCUAGAUACUUUACAGUUAUACAUGGCAAUAUUGUCGUUUUAACCGUAUGAGUGCAAUAUUGUAACGUGACAAUACUUACAAUUUGAAUUUUUGUUUUUGUUCUUUGAUGAAAAUUUUAUUGGUGCUUUUGCGAAGUGGUGCUUCUACACCUUUCUUUGCAUUAUUGUGUUAAGAAUCCCAUCAUUUUAAUAAUUCACCAAGCUGUGUUGUCAUUUAUAAACGCAUUUUUAAAGUCUUUGUAUUAUAUGACCUUUGAAAUUGAAAGAUGAUAUCUGUAGUCCAACAAUGUUUGAUCAGUGACCACUGUAUCAUAUAUGAUGAAGAAUCUUUGCUUAAAUAAAAUGAUAUCAACGUUAUGAAA
Molecule: messenger RNA, 1437 nt
Organism: Acanthochromis polyacanthus (spiny chromis)
Lineage: Eukaryota; Metazoa; Chordata; Actinopteri; Pomacentridae
Gene: gch2
Product: GTP cyclohydrolase 2
Exons: 6
Coding region: 117-812 (231 amino acids)
Biological process (GO): tetrahydrofolate biosynthetic process; tetrahydrobiopterin biosynthetic process
Cellular component (GO): cytoplasm
Molecular function (GO): GTP cyclohydrolase I activity; GTP binding; zinc ion binding
Source: RefSeq, a predicted model, not a curated record